CCCUUCUCCUCUCUCUCUCUCUCUCUCUCUCUCUCUCUCUCCUUUCCGCCGCAUCUUUCUCUUCCCAUGUGCAUCGUCUUUCUAGCUUACCAUCUAUAUUAGAUCCGCAUCGAUCGCCUCUCUAUUGCGUCUCUAGCAUUCUUAAACGGUUCAACCGACUUAUGUCCCUUGAUCACAAUGUCUAGUCUCUUAUCACAAAGCUCACGGCGCAACCGCCAUCUCGAUCCGGACAUCAACGACCCGGAUAAUACGGAUAUGCUUCGUCGGCUUCACUAUGACCUUUGCCGGAAAUACCAGCUCCACGGUGACAAAGUGGUAAACACAUGGUGCAAUCUCACUCCAGGGCAACGGUGGGAGAUGACGAAAGCCGGUGCCGCUGACGGGGUUAUCCCUGAAAACCCGUGGGACCAGUCCCUGGGCAGCAUGCGCAGCCUCAUCCCGGAGUGGAACCUGCACGACAUCUCGUGGUCGCCCGAGUACUUUCUGAAUAUCCUGCAUCACCGCGCCACCACGACGCUCCGCCAACAGUACCUAGGAUCGUCGGACCGGGACGACUGCGUCGGGGAUCAUGAUGCGGUCGCCGGGAUCAUGCGGACCCAUAAUCUGGCCCAUGCCAAGGAAUUCGAGGACUGUUACAUUAUCUUCGUGGACGGCGAUAAGUACGGACGUUCGUUCAAGAUGCAGGAGGACGAGACUGAGGCGGCCAAGGAUGAUCUCCGUCGUGCCUUGAACGAACGGCUCUGCCUCCCUCAGGCAGUGGGCGUGCUGGUGCUUAUGAGGCAGCUGUAUCUGAUGCAGGCCCUCAACAACAUGAUGGAAGACGUCCUGGACGCCCGGCCGAUAGGCUCGACUUGCGCGGACACGGGUAGCACCUCGUCCAAAGACUCGGCGAUUGCGCCCGCACGACGUAACAAACUCACCAAGGACCCCAGAGAGGUAGAUGAGAAGCCGACGCCAGUGGCCGUAAGUCUACCGGGCGUGCUCUCUGCGGCCCACGACCGAAAGGCCGCUUGCGACGAGUACUUGUCCCUCCUCCGCCAAGAACCGGCUGCACUGGCCGAGGCGGUGAACACGGCUAUCCUCAGCAGGCCCGAGCUGGUCCCCGAUGACCGGGGCCGCAUCCUUCCCAACGACACCCGCAAGUACAUCACCCGCGCCGCGCUGGAAGCCGUGCACAAUGCCGUCAGGGCCGCCGCCACCUGGAGCUGCAUCUGCCGCCUCCUUGAGGAGCUCUCGGGGCACCACUCGCCCAACGACCGGGCCCGCCGGAAGGUCCUGGCCCAAGAGCUGGCGAACCUCUGUAACGCCGAGUACACGCGCGUCCAGGGCCUCCUGCGACGUUGCGUCGCCAGCAUCCCGGGCUACUCCAAGUGGUUCCGCCGCAUGCCCAGCACGACGCCCGGCAAUGCGGCCACUAUCGUCAUGAGCAAGAGGGAUGUGAAUACCGCGAUCAAGGGGGACGCGCAGCUCCACCACAUCGUCCGCCUCUGCAUGCCCCGGACCACGGGCCCUUGCGCCGCUUCCUGGGUCCAGGCCAUUGAUAGACACCAAAAGAGGUUUCCCCUCGAGCGCGAACGUCUGGAGCCGCGCGUGGUCGACGCCCUGUCGGACGUGGCCGCCAUUGUGGGGUUCAUCGAAGCCCUGCCCAAGAUCAUGACGAUGCCGGCCCCGAGUCGCAAGAAGGGUCUGACGCUCAUCAACGGCUUGGAACAGCUCGAGCGUGAGAUCAGCGUGCUGCGGACCAAGUUUGACCUUUCCAAGUAUGCCGUACCCGUCGAGGUUCUCAAGAGGCCGGACAGGGCCGAGACGGUUCUUAAGAGGCUUGAUCGGCAGAUUGCGAAGCACAGGGGUAACAAGAUCGGAGUCCUCUAUGAAGAUCUGAUUGCUUCGUGGACGGCUACGUUUCCUAGGGUCCCGACGCAGCAUCAGGUCGUCAAGAACAUGAAGGCACCAGCACCGCAAGGAGAUGCCAGCGAGGACAAUCACAACAAACCGGCUGCGGCGCCACAAGCUGAUGCCACGUGCAACGGCGACAAGCCGGUCGCGGCGUUGCCGGGAGAUAUUAUCGACCCCGAGGCACCGGGCCUCACGCCGCCCCAAGUCUUUCACGAACGCUUCCGACAGUUACACGUGAGACGGAGAAAACAAAAGGAAGGGACCCGGACUCGUACGCCCCAUCCGACGGCCUACGACAUCACCUUCGUGGAGAAGGACGGCUCGCUCGAGGACAUCCCCGAGUGGAAUCGGCCGCUCUAUGUACAUUAUGUCCACCGGCGGACGGCCAAGACGUUCACCGCUCUCUUUGCCGGGUCCGAGGCCGGGGACCCGAUCCCCUGGCUCGAUUUCCGAAAGUCCAUGGCGGAUGUGGGGUUCGCGGUCCGCCCGCAGUCUGGCUCGGGGUACGCCUUCGAACCCCCCGAGGAGUUUGUUUUGAACGGGGCGGUUACCUUUUACCGUCCGCCGGGCAAGUCGCUGAUUGAGGGCCACCGCCUGGUUUAUUUUCGACGUCGGUUGACGAGCAAGUAUGGGUGGACGGACGACACGUUCCAGAUUGGAAGUGAUGAGGAUUGGGAGGAACAGUGAAGCGGAUUUCGUGCGUAAUGGGGGGUG
Molecule: messenger RNA, 2610 nt
Organism: Sodiomyces alkalinus F11
Lineage: Eukaryota; Fungi; Ascomycota; Sordariomycetes; Glomerellales; Plectosphaerellaceae
Exons: 1
Coding region: 178-2583 (801 amino acids)
Source: RefSeq, a predicted model, not a curated record